Molecule: messenger RNA, 6898 nt
Organism: Penaeus indicus
Lineage: Eukaryota; Metazoa; Arthropoda; Malacostraca; Decapoda; Penaeidae
Product: sorting nexin-19-like
Exons: 10
Coding region: 430-1842 (470 amino acids)
Cellular component (GO): intracellular membrane-bounded organelle
Molecular function (GO): phosphatidylinositol binding
Source: RefSeq, a predicted model, not a curated record
UUGUUAACUGAGAGAGAGAGUCAGCACAGCCUUGGCAGCCUGAGUUCAUACGGCUCAAGCGAGAGUGAACCCAAAUCUGCGCAGUCUGACCCUGGAAGGUACACUCAGGAGAAGUCACGCUUUACGUUUACUCACAAAGACAGCUCAGGCUCUCUCGCAUCAGUCAAGUCAGUCUCAAGUUUAGAGUCAUGUGGCAAUGGUUUGGCAGAUGAAGAGCUCCUGGAAGCAGCUGAGAUACCCCUCGAUGGUCGUGUGUUCCUGAGUGUGAGCGUCCCCUCAACGGAGGUUCAUACUGAGCCAGGAGGAUCACAGUACACUCUCUAUACUAUUCAGUAUGAUGCUAUUUACCUGUGUGAGAGUGCAGCAACACCCCAGACAGAAGUGGCAGAGGAGGUGGCGAAGGAACCUUUGGCAGUUCCAGAGCCACGGAUGGUCCUUCAAACAAACUGUGUGAAAAGGAGAUUUCGUGAGUUCCUAACCCUGCAUGCAGCACUGGAGGAAGAUUCCAGACUACGAACAGCAAUGAAGGGAGUCAAGGGCCCCAAUAAAUGGCUCAACUUACCCUUCAGCAAGUUGGACUCCACAACCAUUGCUACACGGAAGCAGUUCCUUGAAAAAUAUCUUCAGUCAGUGAUCCAGAGGCCAGAGGUGAAUAUAUCAACCCCGGUCAAGGAGUUCCUUGCGUAUGGAUCAGAUUCUUCAGUCUCAUUUGUCAAGAAGCCCCUGGAGCUGCAUGUUCCUCGUCUGGACAAGCUCCUGGCAAAGACAGUAUCAGGUGUCUUCCAUAGCCUUAAAACGGCUCUUCCGAGCUUCGAGUCCUCAGACACAAGCACAGCAGGAGAGUCUGCGGGGAGCCUUGGAGUGAACGGAGGUGCAGGAGGAGAUGGCAUGUUGAAGAGCAAGAGUGGAGGGGUCCUCAGCGAGCGAAACAAACUGGCUGCUUUUCUCUCCAGUGGCAACAAGGCAGAAUAUGAGCUGAAACUGGAUAUCACUGCAGAGGAAGAGGAAUGCCUGAUUGAGGAAGCAUUAAUGGUUGAAAUUUCUGGCUCCGAGAGGGACGAGUUAGUGGACACAGCUUAUGAAGCAAGAGAGUCACGCAACCUCUUCUCUCCCGUUCUUUAUAAAAGGAUUCAGCUCCAACAGCAACAGGAGCAGCAACAGUCAGUACAGCAACAGUCUCCAGAACAGCAGCUUCACCAACACCAGCUUUCUGUUGUUGUGGGGAGAGGAAAUGCUGCAUAUACGGCUCCCCCCUCACCUGCCUUCCAUGCAGUUCCAUCUCCUAGUGCCACAUCCAAAGAGGAAGCUUGUGAUGCUCUGUCACUGACAAGGAGAGAGAGCCAAGAAGAUUCUCCAAAUGAGGGAGAGGAGGACUGUGCCUGGCAGAAAUGGCCCCUCUCUGUGGGUGUGAUGGAUGCUGUGGUGGAGAUCCUCUCGCCUUCAGAUCACCCAAUCACUCAUCAGCCAUGCGUUACUCUUCUCACUCUCACUGCAGCACGAAUCACUCACAGAUGGCUACAGGCAGAAUUAGAGCGCUUAUCUUCUGAGCCUCAAAUGACAGAGUAUAUCCAUGCCUUGAGAGAAGCAAUUCUCAAUGCAGAAGAGAGCACACCAGAACCAGAACCCAGUGACACAGAGGCAUCUCGGGCACAGCUUCAAGAGGCUUUGAGCAACUUCAUUCCAGGGUUCUUGAAGAUGAUGCUAGGCAAGGAGCUGACGCAGCAGGCAAUCAUGCGCAUGGUUGACUCAAUCCAGUACCCAGCAGUAACAGCAGACCUGGCCCUCCACAUCUUAGACCUCCUGGUCAUUCGCCUGAUCCCUGUUGCUCCACUCAUGCUUUGAACCACUGCCGAGGGUGCCCAAGGAAGCCCUCAACAAGAACAGUGCCACAUGUGAUAGAAAUAGAGUGUUAGCAGAAGUGUCUGCAGACAGCGUAUUGGCAGUUUUUGAAUACGAAUGAGAAGUGUGUUCACAGCUUUCAAAUUCUAAGAAGUCAGUUGUUUCCUUAUGAAAUUGAAAUGGAAUCUGAUGAAAACCAGUGUUAUUGUAAUCAGUAUACGUUGACAUCCGUCAUGUUCGUGCACUCUGAUCUUAUUUAUGGCUAGCUCAUCCUAGAAAAUAGUGAAUUGGCUGAGCAUGGAAUUAAACUGGUUAUGUGCCAUUUGAUAAUCUACAUAAAGUGUAAUGCAUGAAAGGAAAAGAAAGUGUUGUUUGUUUUACUGAAUUAUGGUAUAUGUGAAUAUGUAUUGGAAAUGAUAUAGCUGCCCACUUUAUUUGAAACUGAACAGUUAGUUACUAUUGCAUAAAGUGAUCAGUAUUGUUUGUUCAGUUAUUAUCUGACAGACAUGAAAAUAUAAUUAUUAGCCACAGAAAGAAAUCCAGGAUUUUUGAUUCUGUAAUAUUACAGAGGAUACAUGAUCCUGGAAACAAAAGUCUUGUAGCAAAUGACAGCCUAAGAAUGCAUUUUGUUGCACGUAUGAAGAUUUUGGGAAUUACAAAAAAAUAAAAUAAAAUAAAGAAGAAGGAAGGGAACGAAGAAAAGUAAUGGACCGUAAGGGAAAUGUAUAAGCAACUAAAGGUAGCCUAAGUUUCUUCUGGUAAUCAGUGCUUUGGAUCUCUCUGUCUUCCUCUCAGGAACACGUAUGUCUGUAAAAGCAGAGAAGGUGUUGUGGCACUUGUACAAGCACAGCUGAGUAACAAAGGAAACAUAUCUCCCCCCCAAAAAAAGUGAAUUCUAGCCACUUGGUUUUCUGUCAGUCUUGCUCUUUUGCAACAUAUUUAUUUAUUAGAUCUUUUUCUAAAAGUGGCACUAUCUCUAAAUCCAUUAUGAAGGGAAUCAGUAUUAUUAUUAUUAUUAUUUUAUUAUUAUUAUUUUUUUAUAUGUGUCAUUCCUGCCAUCAUUUUUGCCAUCUUCAUCAUCAAGGAAUCAUCAUCCUUAUGCUCAUUGUCACUGUCAUAUCGUCACCACUGUCAUUGCCAUUUUAGUCAUUAUUGGUAUGACUUUUGUUUGAUAGUUUUAAUCUAUACUAGUCUCAUUAUUUAUUUUUCUGUUUUGUUAUUUGACUGUUUACUUAUUAAUACAGGAGUUGUUUAUAAGAUGAUUGCAUGUUGCUUACAGCUAUAUCUAAAUUUGCAUUUUAUUUUCGUAAUGUCUUUUAUUACAUUCUAUUUAUUACAUAGCUUUGCAUUCAUUCUUUUUUUUAUGUGUUUUGAAUUAAUGUGGUUUAAAUUAUGAAGUGUCUAGUCUAUUCUUGAGGAGUCAUUAUAUGUUAACACAAUAUUUGUGUAUUAUCCCUUUCCAUUUAGUUUUGUUACUGUGAGGUACUGAAUCUGAAAGGUUUAAAGAAUUACACAAUGUUAAUAUAAAUCUGUUCUGUGAUUCUUGUAGAUAAUAGAUGUAAAAUUUUUGUUUUGUUUCUUGUAAUUCUUGAUGCUGCUACUGCAGUGUAUAUCUCUCUUAAGUUAGGUAGAAGAAGGAUUAUAAUGAUAAAUUACAUUUUUUAUUGACACAUAACUAGGGUUACUAAAUACUUUUGGUGUCUUUCCUUUUCAUAAACAAAGUCCAGUGAUGAUCGCUCUGUCUGUCCCUAUCUCUCUUUCUCGACCUUGCUGUCUCUGCCUAUCUCUCUGUUCUUGUCUCACUGCCUCUGUAUACCUCUCUGUCUUUGUCUCUCUUUCUUUUUUUCCUUGAAAUGGACCCCAAACUUUUAUCCCUAGUAGACAAAGAUCUCACACAAAACAUUCCUUCCGCAACUUCCAAAGCCAGAGGUCUGCUAGCGUUGGAACAAAUCUCACCGUUUUUCCCAGCCUGCAGAGUGUGUGGCUCGAUCUUCAGCCACCAGAAGGAUCAGAAGUCGGUCCCAAGUAUAUAUUUCUACAUGUCUCAUGCUAGUUUAUUGAGUGGACAGUAUAGUUCAGUGUGUGAUAGAAAGCAUUUUGUACAAAGUAGAAUAAUGCUAUGUAAGUAGUCUAUUUGGUUAUAUGUUUCUAUAGAAAGCUGAAAAUUCAUGAAAAUAGUAUAUUUUAAGUCUAUGUCUGUAGUACUGCAUUUAGUUGAGAAGUCAUUACACUGAUAGUAAACGUAGGCAAUAUUUAAGGAGCUCCAAAUGUAGCAUAGCAGUAUAUAUAGAUAUGAAAAUAAUUUGUAAUGGUUUAGUAUAUGUAGAUAUGAUAGAUUUCUAUUUUGUGAAAAAGAAACAAGCAUCAUGAAUAGUUAAUUUCUUGCAGAGAAGUGUAUGCUGUGUGUCCAUAUAUAAAUCAUUAUAAUGUAGCAUUAAUUGAAUGUAUGACACUGGUAAAUGGGAGAAUAGCUUUAAGAUUUCUUCUCUGUGAAUAUGAUAAAAAUAAGUACUGAUUCUAACCAAUGACCUAAUGAAGAAAAAAAAAAUCAUAAAAUGUUAUUUGAUAAAAAUUAUUGUUUACAGGAGUUUAAGAAUAUUGAAGCAAAUCUGACCCUCAUCCCUUUUGACACCUUUUUGUGUUUGCUUGUUUGUAAAGUUCAUCUUUAUUUGAGCAGGAGCAUAGAACUGGCAACCUUCAAAGUAUCAUUACACUGUCUGUAAAAAGAGAAUGCGAGUAUAAUGUUGAAUCUAUCCUCUGUUUUUAGUUCUUCAAGUUCUCCUGUAUCUUUGAUAUCUUUGAGCCUACCUCCCCCUAAUGAACAAUGAAUGUAGAGACCUCAGACCAUAACCAUGAACUGAGCAGCUUGUAUUUUGCACAUGGAUUUCAACUUACCUUUGGAACUGAUGUCAUGUGUUUGCUUGGAUGCUGUGCAUGCAAGCACCCCUUUUAGCUCAAGGAAGGUGAUGCUGAUUCAGACCUGGUGAAUGUGAACACAAUAAUUGCAAGGGCUUCCUUCUGCACUGAUCCCUGGUGGUCCAGUGCCUUUCUCCAUAUUUUCCUCCCCCCCCUUAGACUUAUAUUCUGGUAGAGUUUUUUUAAUACCCAGCUGAUGUCAGAAUACACAAGAAACAUAAUUGCAUUACGAUAUGGAGUAUGAACACACAUUUUUAUCUGCCUAAGAUAUUCUGUAUGAAAACUACUAGAAUGAUUGCAUUAAGCUUACCAUGGCAGAGGUGACAAAGGUACUAGAUGAUUGUUCAUUUUGACUUUAUUGCUUUUGUUUCCCCACUUUUCUGUUGAACUUUUUUUUUCAAAAGGAUGGAGACAGUAACAGUGUUGUGUUAAGGCUGUAGACCAGUGUGUAUCUUACAUUGUCUUUCUCAAGAUCUCAGAAUAAUGUAUUUUAUGUUGUGAGAAAUGACAAUUUAUGAUGUAAAUGUUUCAUUAGGUGCAUUCUAUUGCAACAAAUAUUUUUAUUAUGAUAAAUUGAUCGAUUUUCGUAAAUGGUUCAUUAAAAAUAAUCAAGAAUAUUUUUUUCCUUUCUAUGUUAUUUAGCAUGUCAUCAUAUUAAUAACUGAAUAUAUAUAUAUAUAGUCUUUAAAAGGUAUUCAUAAAGUAUGCAUGGAUUGCCCUGUAAAAUGGUUGAUUUAAAGAGCCGAGAUAAUUAUUUGAAUUAAUGCAUGAAAGACACUCAUAAAACAACUUGAAAAUAUCAGAUAGGUCUGUAGUAUUUAGUAAAAAAAAAAAAAUCAUAUGUUCUGUAUACACCUGUGCAUAAAACUACAAUAUGUGACCAAAAAUAAUGAGAGGUUAGGGAACCAAGUGGAAGGAUACAGGGAAAGUCAUAAAUACUAUGAAAGAAUUAAUUUACUGAUAGAUUUUUUUUCUUUCUUGACUUCAUUUAGAGGUCCCUAUAAACAGAGCAGCUUUGCAGUUAGUGAUUUCUACUUUUGUGCUUGAGUACCCACAAAAUUAAAGGAGAAAUUGAUGUCUUUGUAUAUUUCAAGCACUUCAGUCCAGCCCAAUAAUUGAUGCCUAUAGGUAACAUUCUUGCUCAUAUAAUAUAUGUGAAAUAUACUUCAUGCAGUUGUGUUUCAGAAAGUUUAUACUGUUGUAAGUCAAAAAUAUAUAUACACACAUCUUUCUGCUAACUGUGUCCAUGAAAAUAAUAUUAGCCUAUUGUUGGUUAUUGAAGAUGGCAUGGUAGGUAAUGACCGUACAUGUACAAGCAUUGACAUUUUCUGUUUAGUAUUUUUCAGAGAUUGUUGACAGAAAAAUGGCAUAUUCCUUUGACAAAAUUCAAUCAAAACAUAUAGAGUGUGCUUCAGUAUUUCAUUCUGGACAUUUUCUUUAUUGCAAAGUUUGAUCGUAUAGAACAGGUAAUGAUAAAUUUGUAAACUAAGUUUAUUUCAGCUUUUACCAAUAGGUAAAUCUCCAUUUGAAACACAUAUAUUCCUUGAUUGUUAUAUUCAUUGGAAAAUGGCAGCAAUUCAAAUCACAUAGAUGUAGCUUUGUAUUGUACAUAAUAAACAUCUCAAUUUAUAACAUUUUAAAUUUGCAUGAGAUUCUGCCUUCAUUUACACUUAAAUUAUAAUGUAGCAUUAAACCUACUACUUUGCAACAUUUUAUAAUUAAGAAAAAAUGUAAGAAACUUGUAUAUCAAUUGAUCUCUGUAAACAUCAGCUUUACUAACACUUAGAGAGGAUACAGAUAUUUGUCAAGAAAUUUAUCCCUUCUCCAGAUCAACUGUAAAAAUCCUUUUGAUAUCAUACCUGUAUGUGAAGAUUUAUUGUAUAUUUGCCUGAGGAGGGGUUUAUAAAGCGAGCAAGAGGUUCCAGCAGAAUGAUGUUUAUGUGUUUGUGAUUCCUAAAGCUGUCGUAUAUUCAGUGCACCAGUGAAUAUAUGUACCCCGCGAAUGUGCGUGUUUCACCUCAGUGGUACACAAGUAGUAGAUGACUGGAUGCUCGACACUGGGUGAUUCUUGUAGGUAUAUUAUUUUUAUUUUCCUGUGAUAAUGGAAUUAUUUUUUCAAUGUGAAUAAAUGGUGAGUAUAUUA